This is a messenger RNA of Naegleria lovaniensis, 2055 nucleotides long. RefSeq lists its product as uncharacterized. Gene Ontology annotation, molecular function: protein binding. The record is from RefSeq and is a predicted model, not a curated record. The transcript has a single exon. Lineage: Eukaryota; Heterolobosea; Eutetramitea; Acrasida; Naegleriidae. The coding region runs from base 1 to 2055 and encodes 684 amino acids. Gene Ontology annotation, biological process: signal transduction.
AUGAACAAUCCCUUCACCACCGUAUCGGACGGAAUCAACAAUGUCUUUGAAAAAUCUAUUGCAUGGAUGAUGAAUGAUUCCGAAGCAGGAACGAGCAACCGGAGUGAUUUUUCAAAUGGAGCCAAACAACAACAAUACAAUGUAUGGCAACCUCUUCAUAAUGAUGAUAUGUACAUGAUUCGUGAUGAAUUUGCCCCAUUCCCCUCCGAAGGCUUUUCUGCUCUUCAUUUGAAAGGUCAUUUGGAUCCCAAUCGUUUCUACGUACAUGGAGGAAAAACAAGAUUCAAUCAAUUCCAUAAUCCGCUCAUGUUGUAUUAUGUAGAGAAAUUGGAUUGGAAGAGUAUUACUCUACAAAUGAUACAAGAGAAUGAUGCACAUGUUCUGGAAGAUUUUCAUGAGAGACCUAGAGCUCAUCAUACUCUCAAUCAAAUCAAUUCCGAUCAUUUGUUAUUAUAUGGAGGUCAAGUGGGUUAUAACUCUAGCAGUAUUGGAACGAAUUUAAAUAAUUUCUUUAAACAAAUUGGAAAUGGAAUUACAGGAAAGAGCGACGAAAAUUUUCAAUAUGAUCCAUAUAUUUAUGAUAUUGAUUUGUCACAAAACACAAUUCAAAGAAUUAGAACUCCAGAAAAUACACCUAUACCAAAACCAAGAAGAUACCACAGUGCUUGUGCAUAUAAAGGAGUGUUAUAUGUCUAUGGAGGAGAGGGUUUUAAUUAUUCCAUUGGUCAACAAUCAAAAGGAUUUGGCUAUGCCUUUGUUCAAACAUUUAAAAAGGCUAUCCCUGAACCACUGAAUGAUUUUUGGGCAUUCAAUUACAAGACAAAUACAUGGACUCAAUUAAAAUCUCCUCCCAGACCAGGAAGAUAUGGACACUCAAUGGUGUUGUGUGAAAAACGUGAGAAGUUCUAUGUCAUUGGUGGAUGUGGUGUGAGUGAAAGAAAUGAAGACAUACCAUUUAAAGAGUUUUUAGAGUAUGAUAUUGCCACAAAUACUUGGCAAAUUGCAGGCAUGAUUCCUCAACGGCCUGAGACUGUAGAUUUGAUACCAGCUCGAUGGGGUUCAUCUGCCAUUUUUGAUGAUUUUAUAUUUAUCAUUGGAGGUGAAUUAUUGGACAGACCAAGAAAUGCAUUUUCUAAAGAACCUAUUUUAGAUGAUAUUCUGAUUUACAAUAUUAGAAAUUUUAAAUUAACAACAGCAGGUAUUGGAGCAAGUGAAUGCACAUUGAUUCAUGCAAAAACAUUAAUUUUCAACAAUAGACUUGUCGUUCUUGGAGGACGAAUGGGGUUAACGACCUAUGCAAAUGCAUCCAUGAUCUACAUGAAUAAUACUGCCUCAAAGCCAUUAUUUGGCGUAGAUAUUGACGAUCGUUCAAGGAGAAUGAUCAACAUUUGUGUAUCAUAUUUGAGAAAGAGCGCUGCUUUAGAGUUUCCAAGAUUGUUCUCAAAUGAAUACGACACACGAGAUACGCUCAUGUUGCGUCUAAUGCUCAAUUUUGAUCAUGGACACAUUUCUGAUGAACAAGAUUUACUAUCUGAUCAUGACACAUCUCCAUACUCGGUUGCUUCUCUGAUUUGUUAUUUUUUAGAAUCGUUGCCUGAACCACUCUUCACCUCUUUAUUGUAUAGAAAAAUUAUUGACACCUGUAACAGCUCCCAAAGCGCUCAAGAAAAGAUCCAAAUUCUUAGAGAAGCUUUCAAAGAACUUCCAAAACAAAGCAUUGAAAUAUUUUACACAAUCUCCAAUUUCCUGUGCUUGGUGAGCGACAACUACCAAACAUCAGAACAGAACAUUAAGGAUCUUUCCGUUGUUUUUUCUCAUCUCUUUUUGUCCACUAAAAUACCAAACCAACGCAGCGUUAAAGACGAUUGUAGUGACAAGGAGGGUAUGACUCCAAAAUUUAAGGCAACAGCAUUUUUGAUAUCCAACCACAAAGAGUUGACUGAGGAAUUCAUUAAUCCUAUCAACACUGAUAUGUUCGUUGCAGCAACAAGUACUGCUGUGAUACCUAAAGAAAUUCCUCAAAAGCAAGACUCUCUCUUAGAUUUCUCCAUGUAA